This is a messenger RNA of Biomphalaria glabrata, 1420 nucleotides long. RefSeq lists its product as uncharacterized. Bases 1 to 1185 code for a protein of 394 amino acids. The record is from RefSeq and is a predicted model, not a curated record. The transcript has 12 exons. NCBI's taxonomy places the organism in Eukaryota, Metazoa, Mollusca, Gastropoda, Planorbidae.
AUGAGUGUGACAAGGGAACAGCACUCUAACUUAUCAAGAAAACUUUUGGCAAAUUCAGUUUUGAAAACCAAUCCAGUCGUCAAUGGUUAUCCACAGUACCAGGAGCCAUUCAAUCUUGCCCAGCAGACAGGCUCCCAUGAAGUACUUAGUGAUGGUCAAACAAAGUUUAUUAGACAAAUGGUUCUAGAGAAUCCAGUAGCUUGGUGGGAUUCUGAUCUGCAUAACAAAUCAAUUAGUGUUGUUGGUUCUUAUACUUGGUUUCUCUACAGUGUUACUUUAAUUCUUAUUACAAUGUAUUUAGUUAGAACAAGGCAUGAAAUGAUGAAAGAUACAAUAGGUCAAAUACUAGUAUCUGUUAAUCAGACACAACAGCAGUGGCAGUCAGACAGCUCAUCAGGAAUCAGUACUAAGAGAGAUGUUGAUGACAGGGAAGCAACCAAGCUGGCCAAAGAGAAAGCCAAAGAAGAGAAGCAUGAGAGGAAAGAACAUGAAGCCUUUGCCAAGGAGGAAGAGAGACAUUCAUCCAGGGUGAAAGACUACGAAGGGAGCAGUGCAAGCCACAACUUGAGCGCAUCCUCCCACAGACAUAGUGCUGAGCCAUCACCCAAACAUUUGGAGGAAAGAGAUCCUAAACGAAGGCGUCUGGAAAUGAGUGGGUCAUCUCAGGGCAUGAUGAAUUGCACACUGGCCUGGCAUGGUUGUGGCACUAAAACAAAACAUGAGAUGCUUUGCCACCACAUCAUCUUCUUCUUUACCACCACAACAGCCACUGCAUGUCAUGUUGACAUGUUGUGCAACUUACUUCUUGAUUGUAGGAGUCACCAGUGGAUGGACAAAGCAAGCACAGAAAGAGUCCCACAAGUCAAGAAGCUGAUGAGUCUUUUGAAAUGGAAAAAGAUCGUAAAGAUAAAAAGAGGGAACACUGUUGAAACCUAUGACCCAGAACUUUCCAAAAGAAGAAAAAGUGAGGAUCAUUAUCUAGCUUCACGCAAACAAAAUGGGGAAGCCAAUGGAUCCUCCAAAAUGUAUGCAGAGAGAGAUUAUAAAGAGAAAUCUAAACAACAGAGUCACUCCUCUAAGAGCAAGGAACAGUUUAAUGAAACAGAUGGAUCUCCAAAACUGAAGAUGAAAGAAAAGAGAGACAAAUCAUGUUCCAAAAAAACAGAAAAAAUAAAACCAGUUUGAUCUGGAUGUUUCCAGACUGCAGUCUCUUGUUGACUAUUGUUAGUUGGAUGGCAAAUGUGCAGCUUUUUAAACCUUUUUUUUUCCUUUUGAAACAUUGAUUUAUAUAUUUCUCAAACAUUUUUAGAUAGUAACAUAUGUUGAUCUGUAGAUCUAGUGUGGGUGAAUGUGUGAUAUCAUGUACAUUAGACUCUGGCCAUUCAGUUGGUUCUGUAAAAUUACAAAGUGACACUUUUUU